Messenger RNA from Lithohypha guttulata, 4440 nucleotides. RefSeq names its product phosphatidylcholine and lysophosphatidylcholine phospholipase (gene NTE1). Gene Ontology annotation, cellular component: endoplasmic reticulum. The record is from RefSeq and is a predicted model, not a curated record. The coding region runs from base 1 to 4440 and encodes 1479 amino acids. Gene Ontology annotation, biological process: phosphatidylcholine metabolic process. The transcript has 2 exons. NCBI's taxonomy places the organism in Eukaryota, Fungi, Ascomycota, Eurotiomycetes, Chaetothyriales, Trichomeriaceae. Gene Ontology annotation, molecular function: phosphatidylcholine lysophospholipase A1 activity.
AUGGCAGCAGAACUUACUGCUCCUCUCCAAGCCUCUCUGGCUUCUUCCAUAUCAGUCAUUAAUGCCACAGCAACAGCUCUUACCACCGCCAAUCCGGGACAAGGCCUCUUUGGCACGACUGGACAUGUUCUAGCGACUAUGAAAGUCGUGCCUACGUUUCUAGUAUGGCUGGCAGCGUUCGCUACAUUCACCCUUCCAGCAUGGCUAUAUGCGGGUUUGUCCACAAGCCUGACUGUCACGAUCAACGCUACUACCUUAUUCCUCAAUGUAUACACUCGUUUGCCGCAGGAGCCACCUAGGAAAGAGCCUCAGAUCGAUAUCUUCCCCGAUACCUCAGAUGGGGACUCAAAGCCUGGCCUUGGCCAAUACUUCGACGAGAUAUUGAGCGCAAUCAAAGUCUUCGGCUACCUCGAGCGACCUGUAUUCCAUGAGCUUACGAGGACAAUGCAAACCAAAAAGCUAAUAGCUGGGGAGACGCUGCUUCUAGAAGAAGAGAAAGGAUUCUGCCUGGUGGUCGACGGAUUGGUACAAAUUUUCGUAAAGAGCUUGAGGGAGGACACUAACGUAUCUGGUGAAUCACACGGGUUUCUGGACGAUGAGAAUGGUUACCAUGAUGGCAGUCAAGGGUAUCAACUGCUCACUGAAGUUAAGAACGGUGCGUCAAUGUCGUCCCUUUUCUCCAUCCUUUCUCUGUUCACAGAGGACGUGAGGUUGAGGUUCGAUGAGUCGUCUCGACCAGCAUCUAGCAAUGGCUUUGUGAACCCUCCAACACCUGGCUUUAUGCAAAGCUCUACUGGACCGUCAACACCUAUCCAUGAGACCACAUCCAGCAAACAUGUUCUAUCAGAUGGUGUGAAAAGCUCGAAACUUGCCAAGGUUCCACCUCUUACUCUUGAGACGCCCUUUGAGGAGGACUAUUUCAGACAGAAAGUGCGUUCCAAAAGAGAAGAUCGGAAACCAAAGUCAGUUCAUCCAGACAUUGUAGCUCGCGCCGUGGUAGACACGACCAUCGCUAUCAUUCCCGCCAGCGCUUUCCGAAGAUUGACCCGCACAUAUCCUCAGGCUACUGCUCAUAUCAUACAAGUUAUCAUCGCCAGACUACAACGAGUUACAUUGUCGACCGCGCAUCAAUACCUAGGUCUUACAUCAGAGGUCUUGCAGAUCGAGAAGCUGAUGAACAAAUAUACCAGCUAUGACCUGCCAAACAUGCUUCGAGGAGGCGCGCUCGAUCGAUUGAGGGAUAAAUUUGCUAAAGAGAUAGAACGUCUCGGCAAUGAAGAUAUCACGAAAGGUAUUGCACUUCACAACCCCGUAACAAAUCGGCGACGAUCCUCCACUGGGCUGAGAAAAGAAGCUGCGCUUGCUGCACGGAUCGCUGCCGCCCGUCAAAGUUCUGGUGACCCGGUUGAGAGUGCUGGAACAGAUGUCAAUGCAGGUGACCUUGCCACCAAUGUCUCAACUGCUAGACUCAUCGGUCGUGCUGGCAGCUUGAGUUCUCGCAAUCCACCCUGGAACCUGAUGUCGGAACUGAACAGUAGUCGAGCUGGUGGCCUUUCAAGUCCGCUAGGCAUUCGAGAAAAGACGACAGCACGACCUCCCUCUCAAAAUGGACCUAUUUUACGUCAAGACUCCAGCAGUGAGGAUACUCUACUGAGGGAGUCUGUGUUGGAUUGUAUGGUAAAAGCGCUUGGCUUGGACAUGAAUGCCAGAGACAUCCAUCGUAGGACAGGAGCUGGUGGUGUAUCUGUGGAACAGUCACCUCGGCUGGUCUCAUACGAUGCGCGCAGGCAGACAGCCGUUUUCAGUAAUGCUUUCGGUAUGAUCGAUCCGUACGGAGGCUCUGUUGAUGGCGAUACUGAAUCAGUGGUUUCAUCUGUGGCCAGCUUGGUCGGUCAAGGUGCCAGAAAUAUGCACGAUGAAUUAAUAGACGACGUAGAGAUCGUCUUUUUCCCGAAGGGAUCUGUUCUGGUAGAACAAGGUGAACGAAAUCCGGGAGUCUACUACGUUAUUGAUGGAUUCCUCGAUGUCAGUAUCCCAGUUGAAGAUAAACCUAACAAACAUGCUACGACUACCACUAAUGGCCCGCCUCAAGAGAAGCGUGCACCAGCCCUGCGCAGGACGAAAACUGCUUCCAGCAGAGCCUCUUCCAUUCCGGGAUUGAGUCAGGAACCACUGAAGAAACAAGUGCAAAAGUCGUUGUUCCUGGUCAAGCCGGGAGGCAUCGCAGGCUAUAUCGGCACAUUAUCUUUUCAUCGGUCUCUGACAGAUGUCACAGCUAAAACUGACGUAUACGUUGGCUUUCUGCCACGGCAGUCCCUCGAAAGAGUAGCGGAAAGAUAUCCUAUCCUUCUCCUUACCAUAGCCAAGCGCCUGACCAAUCUGCUGCCCCGACUGAUCUUGCACAUAGACUUUGCGCUCGAAUGGGUCCAGAUUGAUGCUGGUCAAAUCAUCCAUCGCCAAGGCGAUGAUAGUGAUGCUAUCUAUAUUGUGCUCAACGGUAGGCUUCGUGCUAUUAGAGAAAACUCAGAUGGUAGUCUGCAAGCGACUGCUGAGUAUGGCCAAGGCGAAAGCAUCGGAGAACUCGAAGUAAUGACUGAAGGCACGCGACCUGCAACAUUGCAUGCAAUACGUGAUACAGAACUUUGCAGGUUUCCGCGGUCUCUCUUCAACAGUCUUGCUCAAGAGCAUCCAUCAAUCACGAUCCAGAUUUCGAAACUGAUCGCACAAAGAAUGAGAGCCCUGAUCGAAAACCCAGUUAUUGACGAUAUGAAGGAGCGAAAAGGCAAGGCAGGAAUCGCAGAUGGCUCAUCCAGCCUCAAUCUACGAACUAUUGCUAUCUUGCCUGUCACAACUGGGGUGCCUGUCGUUGAGUUUAGUCACAGGCUGUUAAGUGCACUGACGCAGGUCGGUAUACCAAAUGGUGCCACAUCUCUCAAUCAAGCUGUGGUCCUCAAUCACCUGGGCCGCCACGCUUUUAGUAGAAUGGGCAAGCUGAAAUUAUCACAAUAUCUUACGGACCUGGAGGAGAAGUAUGGUAUGGUACUAUAUGUCGCAGAUACGACUGUUUCUUCCCCAUGGACCCAGACAUGCAUUAAGCAAGCAGACUGCAUACUCCUUGUUGGUCUCGCUGAGAGCUCGCCCAGUAUGGGUGAGUAUGAACGUUUCUUGCUCAGCAUGAAAACAACGGCUCGGAAAGACCUUGUACUGUUACACAUGGAAAAGUUCUCGAAACCUGGAUUGACUGCGAAGUGGUUGAGAAAUAGGGGUUGGGUCAAUGGCGGUCAUCACCACGUCCAUAUGUCCUAUCGAAUUCAAUCACACGCGAUUCCGCCACAACCCCGACGUCUUGGCACAGCGAUCAAGAAGAGGGUGGAAGUAAUCCAAGCUGAGAUCCAAAAAUAUACGUCACGUCGUGUCCGGCAGCAACCUCUAUUCUCUGCAGAAACACCAUUCAAGGGCGAUUUCCAUCGGCUUGCGCGACGACUAUGUGGUCGUUCGGUAGGCUUGGUUCUUGGUGGUGGAGGUGCUCGAGGCCUUGCUCAUAUUGGUGUUAUCCGGGCUAUUGAGGAAGCCGGUAUACCGGUCGAUCUUAUUGGUGGUACCUCAAUUGGAGCCUUCAUUGGCGGCCUUUAUGCACGUGACGCAGAGGUUGUGAGCAUGUAUGGUCGUGCGAAACGAUUCGCUGGCAGAAUGGGUAGUAUCUGGCGCUUUGCGUUAGACCUCACCUAUCCUUCUGUCUCCUACACGACAGGUCACGAGUUCAACAGAGGCAUCUACAAAACGUUUGGUAAUUCUCAAAUUGAGGACUUCUGGAUCAACUUCUACUGCAACACAACGAACAUCAGCAAGUCGCGAGCUGAGUUUCAUACUAGUGGUUAUGCGUGGCGGUACAUCCGAGCAAGUAUGACACUAGCCGGUCUCAUACCACCAAUCUGCGAUCAAGGUAGCAUGCUUCUUGACGGUGGUUACAUCGAUAAUCUCACCGUCGCCCAUAUGAAAUCUCUAGGUGCGGAUUUAGUGCUCGCAGUUGACGUUGGUGCGAUAGACGACGAUACUCCACAAGAAUUCGGCGAUUCGCUCUCUGGUGUCUGGGCAGUUCUACAGCGCUGGAAUCCAUUCAGCACUGCGCCAAGUCCGCCUACAUCCUCUGAGAUACAAGGACGCCUUGCAUAUGUGAGUAGCGUCGAUGCGCUGGAGCGAGCUAAGACAACACCAGGCGUGGUGUACAUGCGGCCACCUGUUGUUGCUUAUGCGACUCUCGACUUCGCCAAAUUCGACGAAAUCUGCAAUAUCGGGUAUUCUUUCGCCAAGGAGUUCUUGAGCACCUUGAAAGCAAAAGGCGAGCUGCAGGGAAUUUCCGAAGGGAACAUUGGGGUUGAAGGUGCUGGUGAGGAAGCCCGAUUGAGAAGGACCAUGGCUCCCAGAAGAGCAAGUAUAUAG